UUGCUGUGCUAAUGAGGUAUGGCAACCUGGACCGAUGCACAUAUGUGCCUGGUCCUACGUUGUAGCUGACUGACUGACUGACUGACUGACCAACCUCUUCGUUAUUGUUUUUUUUCUACAUUCCUCACUUUUUUCCCCUCUUAGAUUCCCAUUGUUUCGUGUCGCGCAUAUAUAUUCAGCGCCUGUACCAAUAUAUAUGUGUUCAAAUAAAAUAAUAAUAACAGUCGUCAACGUGGUGUUCGCCUAAACGGGUCCGUAAGACCUCGGAAAGAUAGGGACACACGUCGUUGCCUUUUUGUCGUUGGAGAUGGAAAAGGCGGCAGCUAUAGGGAACACAAGACAGCUCUACAGACUAAUAAAAGAAACUGGAAUUAAUAAGUCAAGUGUAAGUGAGACUAUUUCGGAAAAAGACGAUACUCUCAUCUGCUCUCAGUCCAGACGUUUAGAACGAUGGGCGGAACACUUUAGGGAACAGUUCAACUGGCCUUCAGCUACUCUACAACUACCCUCCAUUCCCAGACAGUGUGAAUGGAACAUUGAAGUAGGUCCCCCAACUCUAACAGAAGUUCAAAAGGCUAUAGUUAAUCUGAAACGAGGAAGGGCAGCUGGUCCAGAUGGAUUGGCUCCAGAAGUCUUUAAGGAUGGUGGUCCAAUUUUAGCGAUUAGGUUGACUAAUAUUUUAGCUAAGAUCUGGGAGUUAGACGUUAUUCCAUCUGACUGGUCGCAAUCACUUAUCGUCCCAAUAUAUAAGAAAGGGUCAAAAUCAUCCUGUGACAACCACGGAGGGAUUAGUUUAACUAAUAUAAUAUCUAAAAUACUAGCCUCGAUAAUUAUCAGACGCCUAACUAAGACUCGUGAACUGCAAACACGAGAGAACCAAGCUGGCUUCAGACCUAGUCGUGGCUGCAUCGACCACAUAUUCACCAUUCGUCAGAUUCUAGAACACAGGCAUACUUAUCGACGUCCGACAAUGGUGGUCUUUCUUGACUUAAAAGCAGCAUUUGAAUCUGUAGACCGCGAGAUUCUGUGGCAGUGUCUGUCAUUGAAAGGCGUACCACAGAAGUACAUAAACCUUGUGAAGACUCUUUACUCGAACACUACUAGUCGAGUCAGAGCUUAUGGCGAACUGUCAUCUACUUUUGCAACCUCAAGUGGUGUCCGUCAAGGCUGUCCACUCUCUCCAUUUCUGUUUAACUUCAUCAUAGACCUAUUGAUGGAAAUAACACUCUCGUCGACUGAAUUCUCGGGUAUUGAUCUCCUUCCAGGAGGUCCACUUAUCGACUUAGAAUACGCAGAUGACAUAGUCCUGUUUGGUGAAGACGCUGACAAAAUGCAGAGUCUUCUGGUAGCACUAAGCAACAAUGCCAGAAUGUUUGGGAUGCGCUUCUCUCCCUCUAAAUGCAAGUUGUUGCUUCAGGACUGGUCUGGGUCAACACCUGAACUAAGGAUAGGGAGUGAAGUAGUUGAACGCGUUGACAACUUCACUUAUCUUGGAAGUCUGAUCAGCCCUAAUGGGUUGGUGUCUGACGAAAUCUCAGCACGGAUUCGAAAAGCUCGUUUGGCUUUUGCCAACUUACGUCACCUGUGGCGAAGGCGAGAUAUCCGUCUAUCAAUAAAAGGACGAGUAUACUGCGCGGCAGUUCGUUCUGUUUUAAUUUACGGCAGCGAAACAUGGCCCUUAAGAGUAGAAGACACCCGUAAGCUACUAGUAUUUGACCACAGAUGCCUUAGAAAUAUUGCUGGCAUCUGCUGGGAUCACCGGGUAAGUAAUAGUGAGGUUAGACGCAGGGUAUUAGGGAAUGAUGGUAAAUCAGUUCAUGAGGUUAUGAAUCUUCAUCGACUGAGAUGGUUGGGCCACGUAUUACGUAUGCCUGAACACCGAUUACCACGACGUGCAAUGCUAACCGGGGUAGGGGAUGGUUGGAAGAAAGUUAGGGGCGGCCAAACCAAAACGUGGCAUCAGUGCCUGAAGUCACUAACUUCUAGUCUGAGCCAUGUUAUGUUGGUAGAUGCAGACUACUUGGUUGGGGUCCGCGUGACUUUCGUAACCAAUGGUUGGAGACUCUUGGUGACAUGGCUCAGAAUCGAUCACAAUGGCGUCGGUGUAUACACUCCCUGUCUUCCCUUAAACUAAGAGACUAAAAUCACUUCAUUCUUUCUGUCUACGAACUAAUUCUUUCUUCCUAUACUAUAUCCUUAUUGCAACCUUUGACCUAACCACUCCUAUGAAUCCGCUGUUCAUCUUGCUGUGCUAAUGAGGUAUGGCAACCUGGACCGAUGCACAUAUGUGCCUGGUCCUACGUUGUAGCUGACUGACUGACUGACUGACUGACCAACCUCUUCGUUAUUGUUUUUUUUCUACAUUCCUCACUUUUUUCCCCUCUUAGAUUCCCAUUGUUUCGUGUCGCGCAUAUAUAUUCAGC
Messenger RNA from Schistosoma haematobium, 2423 nucleotides. RefSeq lists its product as uncharacterized. The coding region runs from base 308 to 2134 and encodes 608 amino acids. The transcript has a single exon. NCBI's taxonomy places the organism in Eukaryota, Metazoa, Platyhelminthes, Trematoda, Strigeidida, Schistosomatidae. The record is from RefSeq and is a predicted model, not a curated record.